UGAUAUGUGUUGAAUAUACUGAAUUUUUAGUCUAGUUGUCAUUCGUUCAGGGUGUUGAGCAAUUCGAUUAUCGGUCCAUUUUCGGUUCAUGCAUGAAAAUUAUCAACCGAGUAUCCGAGUUUAGCAAGGUGACUGAGUUAGUUUUCGACGAUUCUCGAAAUUUUAUCUCGGAAAUCGCUACUGAGUUGACUCGUUGUUUCGGUGGCUUGGCCAAUUUGAAUCAAAACCUCUUCCAUUAUCGAUCACCACCGUCGCUGUCGAUGUCGUCUUAUUCCGAGAACGACGCCGAGGCUCUCCGGCGCAAGCGCAUCCUCUCCAGCAAGCUCUACUUCGACGUGUCCCCGUCCAAGGUUCCGCUAAUCUACUCCGAAUCCUAUGACAUAUCAUUUCUCGGCAUAGAGAAACUGCAUCCGUUUGAUUCGUCGAAGUGGGGACGCAUUUGCCGAUUCCUCGUUUCGUUUGGCAUUCUCGACAAAGAAAGCAUCGUUGAGCCUCUCGAAGCUUCCAAGGAUGAUCUUCUAGUGGUUCACACAGAAUUGUAUCUGAAUAGCCUGAAGGGGAGUUCAAAAGUUGCUAUGAUAGUUGAGGUCCCUCCCGUGGCAUUAAUUCCCAAUUGUCUUGUGCAACAAAAAGUUCUUUUCCCAUUCAAGAAGCAGGUUGGAGGAACUGUACUGGCUGCAAAACUUGCAAAGGAGAGAGGAUGGGCCAUUAAUGUGGGAGGGGGGUUUCAUCACUGCUCUGCAGAAAAAGGAGGUGGAUUCUGUGUUUAUGCAGAUAUUUCUCUUUGCAUCCACUUUGCUUUUGUUCAGUUGAAUAUAUCAAGGGUGAUGAUCAUUGAUCUUGAUGCACAUCAAGGAAACGGUCAUGAAAUGGACUUUGCCUACGAUAGCCGAGUCUAUAUUUUGGAUAUGUACAAUCCUGGAAUCUAUCCUUUGUACGCAUAUAUUCUGAUACAGUGGUCACAAUUUUAUGACCUUGAGACCAACUUAUAUCAAUUCCUUGCUGCCAUCCCUUUAUACCUUCUAUAUCAGGAUUACGAGGCGAGAAACUACAUAAAUCAGCAAGUUGAAGUAAAGAGUGGGACACUUACAGAAGAGUACCUGCAAAAAUUAGACGAAGCACUAGAGGUUGCUGGGCGUAGGUUUAACCCUGAGUUGGUAAUUUAUAAUGCUGGAACCGACAUCCUACAAGGAGAUCCGUUAGGAAGGUUGGAGAUCAGCCCCGAAGGAAUUGCCCUUAGAGAUGAAAAAGUUUUCCGGUUUGCUCGUGAGAAGAACAUUCCCAUCGUCAUGCUCACUUCAGGUGGCUACAUGAAAUCUAGUGCUAGAGUGAUUGCAGAUUCAAUAAUCAAUCUUUCUAAUAAAUGCUUGAUAGAAGCGGGUGGAGCUCCAAAGUCUGCGUGAAGUGCUCCUGCACUUUUACGUUAUGAGAUUUCCCGUGGUUUACAGAUCAUCAAAUGGCCCAUUACGAGAGUAUAGUGUUUGGGUAUAUUAUGUGUUCUUUUAUAGGAAACUUUAGUGUAUGGUGUUUGAUAUAAAAAAAAUAACUUAAAUAGUUGUAAUAUGUCCAUGAAAUAGUUGUAUAUUGAUAGAAAAGAAGAUAAAUGAGUUGUACUGUAUGUGAUGUACGUGCUUGUGAACAUAAUGGUGAUCACGUGGGUAUAAUAUAUAUGUAUCCCUGUAUCCUA
Messenger RNA from Vigna radiata var. radiata (mung bean), 1687 nucleotides. RefSeq names its product histone deacetylase 2. The transcript is spliced from 13 exons. Bases 93 to 1403 code for a protein of 436 amino acids. NCBI's taxonomy places the organism in Eukaryota, Viridiplantae, Streptophyta, Magnoliopsida, Fabales, Fabaceae. The record is from RefSeq and is a predicted model, not a curated record. Gene Ontology annotation, molecular function: histone deacetylase activity.